AUGUCUCCCAAGUCGCAAACACCGUGCAAAUACUACCUCCGCUCCAGCUGCUACCGCGGCAGCACCUGCUCCUACCUGCACACCCCCGCCUCUGCCUCCGCCUCCGCCUCCACCCUCUGCCCCACGGCCACCCCCUUCAUCCCCCCCUGCCGCUUCGCCGCCGCAGGCUACUGCAGCCGCCCCCGCUGCCCCUACAAACACCCUCCCACACCGCCGCUCUCCCCGCCCCCCCCACCACCAACAACCCUCACCACAACCCUCGCAAACCACACCAUCACCUUCGGCCCCGGCCUCUCCAUCCUCUCCACCACCCCCACCCUUCCCGCCACCCUCCACAUCCACGGCCUCACCCCCACCACCACCACCCCCACCGCCCUCUCCAUCCUCCUCUCCCCUACUCCCCCGAAAACAUCAAACUCACCCCCACCCACGCCUCCGCCCACAUCCCACAGCACCACCUCCCCGCCGCCCUCCAAGCCCUCCACGCCUCCCGCCACGCCAACGGCCGCAUGA
This is a messenger RNA of Morchella importuna, 513 nucleotides long. RefSeq lists its product as uncharacterized. The record is from RefSeq and is a predicted model, not a curated record. Gene Ontology annotation, molecular function: metal ion binding. Lineage: Eukaryota; Fungi; Ascomycota; Pezizomycetes; Pezizales; Morchellaceae. The transcript has a single exon. The coding region runs from base 1 to 513 and encodes 170 amino acids.